AUGCUUAAAACGCCUUUAAUCUCAAAUGCUUUCGUCAUGCUGCGCAUGAAAUGGAGCAUGAUGAUAACUCGAAUAAAAGUAAACAAAGAGGAAUCAGACUUGCUAUUUUGUUAUGAUAUCCUUAAGUCUGUUUCACGCUCCUUUGCACUAGUGAUUGCGCAAUUGACAGAUUCUGCAUUGCGGAAUAGUAUCUGCAUCUUCUACCUCACCCUGCGUGCAUUGGACACGAUCGAGGAUGACAUGAGCGUGCCCAUGGACGUGAAGUUGGAGGAGCUGAGGAAGUUCAGCAGUCAUCUGGAGGAUCCGGAGUGGAGAUUGACCGACGUUGGUGAAGGUCGCGAGCGUGAGUUGCUAGAGCAAUUCCCUUGUGUGGUGCGAGAAUAUCGAAGGCUCUCGAAGGAAUAUCAGUCCGUCAUCUCCGACACGUGCGAACGGAUGGCAGAGGGCAUGUGCGAAUUCCUGCAGCGCCCAGUGGACACGCUGGAGGACUAUGAUCUCUACUGCCACUACGUCGCCGGGCUGGUAGGGCAUGGCCUCACCCGACUGUUCGCGAGCACCGUUUUUGAGGGUCCACGCCCGGCUGAGGACCUCACCAACGCCAACCACAUGGGUCUCUUUCUCCAAAAAACGAAUAUUAUCCGGGAUUACUACGAGGACAUUCUCGAGGAGCCGCCACGGAUGUUUUGGCCGGAAUCCAUUUGGAGUUGUUACGUGAAGGAGCUGAAGGAUCUGCGGCGGGCCGACGCUACAGCCUUGCAAUGCUUGGAUAGGAUGGUCGCCGAUGCCCUGCGGCAUAUACCGUAUGUUAUCGAUUACGUGGUAUCCCUCAAGGAUCUCUCCGUAUUCCGCUUCUGUGCUAUCCCACAGCUGAUGGCCAUCGCCACGCUCUCCAAAGUCUACCACAACGCCGACACUUUUAAAACCAAAGUUAAGAUAUCGCGGCCUGAGUCCUGUCGGAUUAUGGUCGAUUGCAGCAGCGUUUAUGAUUUCACGUACAUAUUCAGCGAGUAUUGCGAGAACUUUCUGAGUAGGUUGGAGGAUGGUGACCCCAGCACACCGCGAAUCCGUGAAAUUCUGACGGAAGUUAUAGGCUCACUGGAAGAGUAUAAGCAACAGUAUCUACCGACGCCGUACUCACGUAGUAUCAUCACCCGUUACCCAGGUCUCGGUGGAGACUUUUUGCUCCGUACGCUCGACACCAUCAUGAGCUUUUUUGGCGCCUCAUCAACCUCUCGCAUAGGAAGAACUUCUCAUCCAUUGCUUUGA
This is a messenger RNA of Phytomonas sp. EM1, 1266 nucleotides long. NCBI's taxonomy places the organism in Eukaryota, Euglenozoa, Kinetoplastea, Trypanosomatida, Trypanosomatidae. The record is from the annotation of a GenBank genome assembly.